Molecule: messenger RNA, 1285 nt
Organism: Oppiella nova
Lineage: Eukaryota; Metazoa; Arthropoda; Arachnida; Sarcoptiformes; Oppiidae
Source: the annotation of a GenBank genome assembly
UGAUUAAAUUAGUUUAUGAAAAGUGUUUUUAAUUUUCUAUAUUUUAAUUAUAAACUAAGAGUUAAUCUUAAAAUAAAAGUUUUGAUAAGUUUUAAAUACCGGUAACAGUAAUUGGUUAACAGUUAACAUAAAUGAAUGGCUAAUUAUAGCAUUGAAUUGACAGUGCAUUUGAUAAUUGGUGUAAAAUAUGCUAAACUCUAUGUUAUGUCAUAAAUGUCACCGAAAACUGUUGGCAACACUUCUCGGCCGGACGUCCACUACUAUUGGGACUAUUGGUUCACUGCAUCGCCGGCUUUCAGUUGUCUUUUACGGAUCCGAUGAAUUCAGUUUAGAGACACUCAAAGUCCUUAACCACCACUUCAAGCGACACACGAGUGGUGACACAACAGCACUGAUCACGCGCUUGGAAGUAGUGUUGAGCUCAAGACAUAACAUAAUAUCGCGUUUCGCCCAACAAAACCAAUUAACGAGUCAUGAGUUUCCCUAUGAAUUGCCGCCAAAGAUAUAUGACUUGGGAGUCGUCUCAUCCUUUGGUUACCUCAUCCCCAACCGCGCCAUCAAAGCCUGCAGAUUAGGUAUGCUUAACAUUCACGGCUCACUACUGCCCCGAUGGAGGGGCGCCGCACCAGUCAAUUAUGCUGUCCUUCACGGCGACCCCAUCACUGGCAUCACUAUAAUGAGGGUUAAGCCCAAGAAGUUCGACAUCGGAGACAUUGUCCUACAAAUGGAUUAUAAGAUUCCCCACAGAAUGACAGCCAAACAAUUGAAAGCACAGUUAGCUCCAGCCGGCGCUCAAUUGUUAUGGAAAUGUUUAUUGGAUUUAGAAAAUAAUUUAAAUAACUCUAAACCGCAACCAAAUGAAGGCAUAACUUUUGCGCCUAAAUUUGACGAAACAUACGGUUUGAUAAACUGGUCGACGAUGACGGCCACAGACAUCGACCGCAGGUUUAGAGCAUUCGUUGAUUUUAUAGACAUUUGCACGCAUUGGACAGACGGCACACCAGUCAAACUCUACGAUAUAGUCGACCCACAAGUUGUGUCAACUCUCCAACUCAACCGCCUGUCCAGUCAGUCGAAACCGAAACCCGGUUUAGUUUAUUAUCAUAAAAAGCGUCGUAUUCUAUGUAUCAGUUGUGCCGACAAUACGUGGUCUGCCUUCGGCUCAGUGACACUCAAAGGACACAAACGCAUGUCUGCUCUUCAGUUCAAUAAUGGAUUUAUUAGUAGACAUGAAAGUGAACUCAUUUUAGGACAUCAAAUGCAAUCAGUUUUAUAGUAAACAGAG